AUGUUGAGUGGAGGUGAGAAGGGAACAAAGAAGGCGCCCAACAAGGCAGCACUGGGCACCAAGAUCCAGGCGCCAUGGUUGGGCACUAGCAAGGACGCUGCUAGUGAGGCGCUAGGUGCCGGGAGCCGACGAGGCACGCAAGGCGUGGGUAGGCAUGCUAGGCGAGGUGAUGCAGGCGAGCGACGUGGCGUAGGCGUACACGAACAAGGACGCCGUGAUAGGUGGUGUAUAACAGACGUUGGGCAUGAGCAAGCUGGGUGCCGUGGGUGCCAAGGCGGUAGGGUCUUAUUACUUAUUCAAUAG
Messenger RNA from Ilex paraguariensis (yerba mate), 303 nucleotides. The record is from the annotation of a GenBank genome assembly. NCBI's taxonomy places the organism in Eukaryota, Viridiplantae, Streptophyta, Magnoliopsida, Aquifoliales, Aquifoliaceae.